GUCCCAACUCCGACGACUUAACGACAGAUGCCUGCAGAACACAGCACCUGGUUGAUUUCUGUACCUUUGAACGGUGAUACGGAAUGCCUCGCUCAGGAAUUGUCUUCCAAACUAGCGCAACAGUCUAAAUCCUUCUCUCCAACUUCACUCCAUGAACUGUCGAUUCCGUCAUUCAAGACUGGGACGCUCGAUUCCCUCGUAUCUCUUUCUGAAGAACUACCUAAACAAGACACCUUCUUCACCAAUACUGUUGCCAAGAUGGUCGACACACUACGCAACCUACUUAACAAUGAUCCCACUAAACUCUCCCAACAUAUACUGGUAAAUGAAAUGAGCGUGGAUGACUAUCUUCUGGGGAACUUGAAUUGGAAUGAAGGUCGAUAUGGGGUGCAGAAAAGUUUGAGAGAUUUGGUAGACACCCUGAAUAAGGAGAUGACCUCUAUAGACAACGCGAUGAAAUCGAAGCUCACCAAUUACAAUCUUGUCAAAGGCUCACUAGUUCAGAUGCAACGCAAGAAGACGGGAAACCUGUCUGUUCGCUCGUUGGCUGAAGUCGUAUCUAAAGAUGAUUUCAUCCAAGAUUCAGAGUAUCUUGAAACCGUUCUCGUCGCUGUUCCAAAGAAUUCUGUGAAGACCUGGAACAUUACAUAUGAACGAUUAGCAUCCAUGGUAGUCCCAAGGUCAUCAAAUUUAAUCACUUCAGAUGACGAAUACAACCUAUACAGCGUGGUCAUAUUCCGGCGUGUACACGACGACUUUUCUCAGCAGUGUCGAGAAAACAAGUUCAUCUUGCGGGACUUCGUGUAUUCUGAGGAUGUAAUUACUAAGCAGAGACAGGAACUAGAAACUGCCGAUACGACAGAAAAGGAGCUUUGGACGGAAUUACUUCACUUAACACGGACAAAUUUCUCAGAGUCCUUCCAAAUCCUCGUACAUCUCAAAGUUAUUCGCCUCUUUGUUGAAAGCGUGCUCCGUUAUGGGUUACCGGCAAAUUACAUCGGGGUCGUUAUCAAGCCUGACGUCAAAUCGACCAAAAAGACGUUCCAUACUUUGCAGUCCCACUUCUCGUACCUCAGAUCUCGAUCCAAAGCGGCACAAACGCAAGGAGGAGGUGAAGAAUUCAUUGGCGAAUACCAAUCGCUUAUGGAACAAGAAUUCUACGACUUCGUGCUGUACGAAAUGCCCUGGAUCACAACGCAGUAA
This is a messenger RNA of Marasmius oreades (fairy-ring Marasmius), 1203 nucleotides long. RefSeq lists its product as uncharacterized. The record is from RefSeq and is a predicted model, not a curated record. Gene Ontology annotation, molecular function: proton-transporting ATPase activity, rotational mechanism. The transcript has 9 exons. Gene Ontology annotation, biological process: proton transmembrane transport. Lineage: Eukaryota; Fungi; Basidiomycota; Agaricomycetes; Agaricales; Marasmiaceae. Gene Ontology annotation, cellular component: vacuolar proton-transporting V-type ATPase, V1 domain. The coding region runs from base 28 to 1203 and encodes 391 amino acids.